Messenger RNA from Frankliniella occidentalis (western flower thrips), 2082 nucleotides. RefSeq names its product potassium channel subfamily T member 1-like. Gene Ontology annotation, molecular function: intracellular sodium-activated potassium channel activity. The coding region runs from base 226 to 2064 and encodes 612 amino acids. Gene Ontology annotation, biological process: potassium ion transport. The record is from RefSeq and is a predicted model, not a curated record. NCBI's taxonomy places the organism in Eukaryota, Metazoa, Arthropoda, Insecta, Thysanoptera, Thripidae. Gene Ontology annotation, cellular component: membrane. The transcript has 11 exons.
GAGCCAUGGGCCGGCCGCGGGUCUCGUAGUUAGCCGGGGCCUCUGCGGGCCUCGCGGGGGCCUCGCCCCCUCCUGUCAGCCAUGGCUGGGGCCGGCGGGGGCCGAGGCCGUGGGGAGCCGAGCCGGCGCGCGGGCCGCGGCGAGGCGCCAGGCCGACGGGCGGCGAGCCGGCGGGAGGACAAGGACGACACGUAGCGGCCAGGGCCGAGGCCAGGGCCGGUCAUCAUGUGGCUCAGCAGGGUGGCCAGGUCCGCGACCCCCAAGGCCAGCCCCGUGCAGUUCUACCGCGGCGGGGACGGCUCGGGCCGCGGCCGGUCGGCGGGCAGCAGCGGCGACUACCUGGCCGACACGGAGCUGGACGAGCAGCCCAGCCCCAGCACGCCCGCCGCCGGCCCGGACACCAGGGCCUCCUCGCCGAGCAUCCGGUCCGUGCCUGACGCGCUGAGCGACACGCUGCUCCUGGACACGCCGCCGCCCACGGUCCGGGUCAACUUCCCGGACGAGUCGCCCACCAGGUCGACGGACGGCGCCGGCGGCGGCAUCGCGGGCUCCAAGCGGGCGUCGCGCGCGCACCUCGCCGCGUACAGCGGGCGCCGACGCUCCACCCGCUCCAUGAGCGCCUGGAGCGACGUCUCCUGGAGGCUGGACGACAGAGUGCGAGUCGAAUACUAUGUGAAUGAGAACACCUUCAAGGAGCGACUGCAACUAUACUUCAUCAAAAACCAACGUUCUAGUUUACGGAUACGAAUAGUAGAUUUGGUCUUCAAAUUGUUAACAUGUGUCCUGUACAUCCUAAGAGUCGUCACGGACCUCGAUCCCAUCUACGCGUCAUGCUACGGCUGCACCGUGACGGCCGCCGACAAGAUGCAGUUCAUCGAGUCCAAGAACUUGACGGAGGAGAUGUUCCAGGAGAACCCCAUCAUCAACUGGGACGCCAUCUGGUGGGUGAGCCGGCCGACGUACCUGUGGGUGGUGCAGGUCGUGCUGGCCAUGAUCAGCCUCACGGAGGCGCUGCUACUCGCCUACCUCGGCUACAAGGGGAACAUCUGGCAGCAGCUCCUAUCUUUCCACUUCAUCCUGGAGAUAGUCAACACCAUCCCCUUCAUGUUCACGCUCUUGUAUCCACCACUUCGCCACCUCUUUAUCCCCGUGUUCCUCAACUGCUGGCUCGCCAAACAAUCUCUUCAGAAUAUGUUCAACGACUUGCACCGUGCCAUGCAGAAGUCACAGUCAGCCCUCUCGCAACAACUCAUGAUCCUUUCUGCUACACUUCUCUGUCUAGUUUUUACAAGCGUGUGCGGCAUCCAACACUUCCAGCGCGCGGGGCAUCGCCACCUCAACCUGUUCCAGGCCACAUACUAUGUGGUGGUCACCUUCUCUACGGUGGGGUACGGUGACUUUGUACCGGACAUCUGGCCGUCGCAGCUCUACAUGGUUAUCAUGAUCUGCGUCGCGCUCAUCGUACUGCCCACGCAGCUGGAGCAGCUUGCCUUCACCUGGAUGGAGCGGCAGAAGCUUGGCGGGUCGUACUCGUCGCACCGCGCGCAGAGCGAACAGCACGUGGUGGUGUGCUCCACCACCCUGCACGCCGACACCAUCAUGGACUUCCUCAACGAGUUCUACGCGCACCCGCUCCUCCAGGACUUUUAUGUGGUGCUGCUGUCCCCCAUGGAGCUGGACACGACGAUGCGGAUGAUCCUGCAGGUGCCCAUCUGGGCCCAGCGCGUCAUCUACAUCCAGGGCUCGUGCCUGAAGGACGCCGAUCUUGCCCGCGCCCGGAUGAACGAGGCGGAGGCGUGCUUCGUGCUGGCCGCGAGGAAUUACGCCGACAAGACGGCUGCUGACGAGCACACAAUCCUGCGCUCCUGGGCCGUCAAGGACUUUGCGCCCAACGUGCCGCAGUACGUGCAGAUCUUCCGGCCGGAGAACAAGCUGCACGUCAAGUUCGCCGAGCACGUCGUGUGCGAGGACGAGCUCAAGUAUGCGCUGCUGGCCAACAACUGCACCUGCCCGGGGACGUCCACUCUCGUCACGCUGCUCCUGCACACCUCCAGAGGACAGUGAGUCUCUCUCUCUCUCUCU